Messenger RNA from Spirometra erinaceieuropaei, 7859 nucleotides. NCBI's taxonomy places the organism in Eukaryota, Metazoa, Platyhelminthes, Cestoda, Diphyllobothriidea, Diphyllobothriidae. The record is from the annotation of a GenBank genome assembly.
GGUUCGUUUUCAAAGCCGUUCAAGAAGGUCAUUGUACUUAAACUCAUUUAAAAUUAGGAUCCGAAAAAAGAUGUUGAAAAUAGCUUUUCAGGAAGUGCCGUCUACUUGCCACUGUUUUGCAGAAUUAACGUUUAUUGUCAACUGACUGCACUCUUUUGUAUGCCGACGUUUGAAACUGAAAGUCAGCCGACUGGAAAGCUUAAAUGUGUAUUUAAAUAAUUUCUUCCAUAUGCAUACUUUCUGACCUGCAUUAUCUCUUUUCUGAGAAGUCGGUUUCAAGAAUCGACCACAACUGUAAGAUGAAUUCUGUAGUUUAGUGAACUUCGGCACAGAGAGAGACAGGCCUUAUUUUGGAGGUAUCGUUCCGAAAUUCCCAGCAAAUAAAGCUUCCAUUCACAUUGGAUAAAAUGGGUAAGCAAAACAGAUAACACCAGAAGAUCAAAAGCGAUAACAGCCGACAUCAUGGAGAAUCGCCGGUGAAUGAGUUGCAAAACUCGUGUCAGAUGUGAUUUCUCUCAAAACGGUGCUAACGUAAUGUGCACAUGACCUCCUUAUUGUAUUUAAGACAAACAAAGAGGGGAAAAAUCAGUAUACAAUGAGUAAAAUAGGUCAAUGGGUGUACAUUUAACAAAAGUCCCAUGUGAAUGGGGAGUAGACAAAUGGCGACUCAAUUCCAAAAACCCAACACUUAUUGAAGAAAGGGUAGAACCAGUGAAGUUUUGAUAUAAAAUGCGCCUUAUUCGCUAUUUUUAAGUUUGGGGCUUUUAUCCGCCGUAAGUCGAAACUCGCCUUCACCUGAAUUUGCUUCAGGUAAUAGAUUUGCAACGCAGACUGGCACGAUUUCCUAAAUAAUCAAUGUAGAAUUCAUCAAAUUACUACCAGACUCACUUAGUGGAUAGGUGUCGUGGGUUUUAAUCCCAUUCAGGCUGCCGAUUUUUUCACAGUUGGGUCAAACGGACAGGAAUUUACUCACAUAUUCCCGAAUAAAUGGCACCUAUCCCCUCUUUAGGUUCCUAGGGCGAUUUCAGCAGCAUAGAAUGCUUUAAUGUUGCUAUUUACACAGUGCCUUAGUGAUGGGAUUUUGCCUACCGCGAGACAUUUUCCCACACUUUCGAAAUAUUAUUCAAUAGGCUUAACUCAUUUCUCUGAUGUUAUGUCGCGAGUAAAUCAUUGACCACCGUUAGUCACCCGCCCCUAAUGAAGCCUUUCACUACUAAUUGGUCCAUUUUGACAUUUUUUAAAGCACUGCUUUCGGCGGUGACUAUGGAGUUGCAAAUGAGGGUGGUCGUGAAGGCAAUGUGAGUUUUUUUCUAUCUCCUAUCCACCGCCGAGCUUCAUUUAUUGUGCGUAUGUUUAUGUUCUUGUUGAUGUCCAGUAAUCUAUAUUCUGCGUGACGUUAGUCGAUAACAUGGCAAACUUUUUUGCCGGACUCAAGCGCUCCGUAAGCCAACUGACAAACAUUUCCAUUACCAGUUAUGUGGAAUAAUGUAAGGUCGUUGUCUGUUGUGGGCAAGAGCACACUCGGCCCGUACUAAGCAGUCCUAGAUUUUGGCGGUUCACGGUGAUAGAGAGAUUAAAAAGCAGCUUUCCUACCUUUCCUAUCGACUGCUUUCUCUCCUUUCUAGCUGUAUGAAGAAUCACCACCACCGCUGCCCAUAACUAAAUCGUUCGGGAUCUCCCAACCCCGUACCAAUAAAUGUCCAGGUACGCAGCCUACGAAGCCAACAUCCAUUUCGCCAUCUCUGUCGAGAGUGGAACUGCAGCAGCCUGAAUUACGGUCGCCAGAACGAUUAAAGCAUCAAUCCGACUCAGCAACUCGACCGAUUUCAACUCUACUUUCCCCAUCUGCAGGUCAUCCCAAGACAUUCGUUGCCGAACUACGGAUGAAGCUGGUGUGUGUCAGUUCAGAUUUCGAAUGAGAUGUUGGUUUUUCUGUUGAAAAAAAGCUAACUGCCACAUUCUUUUGAAAUUUUAGCCCCCAAGAGUCGACGAGUAAGUAUUUUGUUUUAAGCCCAGAUAACACUGCUGUCGGAAGUAUCACCAACAGGGUUAUCGGGAGGCUGGACGUAAAAUGUAUGGCUCUUCGCCCAUCAGAAGUACCCCGACCCCGACCUCAUAGGCCAAAGUGCUUUGAACCACGAUUCCGUUGACCAAUGAGACAAGCUCUACCAGUUCGAUCGCGAGCUCAUGUCCCGUUCGCUGCUGUCGGAAAUUUCCAUCAGCACGGAAGUAACGUUCCCCCGCCUAUCCUUAUUGUGUUCCAGAAUUCGAUCAUACUGUUUGGCCUUGGAGGUCAGGCAUACAGUCCGUGCUUAACACGGCCUAUAAGUCAGAACUGAUUAUCUUAUUUCCACAUCGAGUAUUGACUACUCAGCAAUAUGAGGACUGAAGACUGGAACUGUAGGGAAGAACGGAAUCACCUGUGUGCUUUUAAGUAUUUCCAGUAUCAACUGAUAGAACUUGGGACCGUGGCUCAAGUGUUUGGCGGUUUCAUUCAAAUGCCUGAUGAGUAACCACCCUGUCAUAUGUUUCCAGCCCAGACUUAGGGUAUAGCUGGUCGUUGGUAGCAAUGACCGGUUGUCACUGUCGGUAGCAGUUUGCAAUUAUUACUUGCUUCUUGUUGUUUUACCUGGUAGGGCUCCAAUCUGGGUCUCCAAGACAAGAUGAAAUGUCCGUUUUUUAUCUUACAUUCAGAAAAGAUCGAUAAGUGUCACAUUUCUGACAAUUCAGUAUUUUGGCAAGUAUUCAAAUGGUCCCCUUUGGUCCUGCUAGGCUCCAUAUACCAGCAUACAGUAAAGACCGAUGCAUCAUUACAAAAACGAUGUACACCGGAGGUAAAUACUUACCAAACUGAUGCGCAUAGCACAUAUUCUCAGUUGUAGAAUUCCAGACCCAUGCGCUGCCUUAAUAGUCAUAUUUUUAAAAGCUUCCUAAUUAGUGUAUUUUUGACUCCAGCAUCUAAGUCCAUCUGCUCCGAUGGAAACAAGGCGCUAAUGAAUUCCUAAGCUACUUGUAGAAAGUGUUGUCUCUUUGUGGAGUAAUAUUUAAGAGUAGGCAAUGUUUAUUUACUACCAAAUGUUAUUCAAAAUAUUUCUAUAAACACAAACUAUGUUAGAUAGUGCAUAGACUUCAAGAACGCCCUUGUGCUUAUCAGAAUACGCCUACAGUGCUCUUAAAAAUGAAGGACCGUACCUACAAGCUCUUGAGCCACAAUUCUUGGUUUAAUCUGCUUAACUUUUGCAUCCUUUUUGAAUAGUAGAAAUUGUGCUCUACAGCCCUUGAAUGUCACCGGCCUAGUGGACGCGUGAUGGGAAUUGCUAGGUUUGUUGUCCUGACUGAAGCCGGUCUCUAGGAAGGCUACCCCGCGCAGACAAACGUUACGGUAGAUGAAGGAAUUUCGAGCACCAUUUCUUUGGUGGUGGUGGUGGUGGUGGUGGUGGUGGUGGUGGUGGUGGUGGUGGUGGUGGUGGUGGUGGUUGCAAUACGACACGACACAUUCAUCGUCGCAGGCGACGAUGUCCACCACUGCCUCACGAACUGGACCCAUCGACGGUUAUUUGUACGGGAAUUUAUUCAUGGCGAUUCGGACUUUCGCCGCAUCUACCUCACUCACCUUUCACACCCACUGUGCUCCGGUGGGAAGACAAGAUUGAAUCAAUCGCAGGUGGGCGUCGACGCAUUGGCUCGUCCAGGCGCGUCGCACACGACCCCGUCCCCAGACCCACAUGCAACAGCCUUUGUUUAAGGGGGUCCACGCAUCUGGCUCGCGUAGGUGAUAAUUCUCCAAGGUUGCAUUGAGAAUCUCUGCAGUUGGUAACCCAGCAAGCCAAAAAUUUUAACGUGUCCCGAUAGAUUCAAGUGUUUCAGCUUUAUUCUACUGGAGCAUGUGCUGAUUUGUCGUAAGGAUGGGUACCUGAUGCCGGCCUCGUUCUCUCCCCUCUUACUUGGCCCUAUGACUCGUCGGAGUUAAUGAAAUCUAAUGGGAUACUUAACUUGUGCAAUAGCAAAGUGACAUUCCUGCUGAGUUAUAAGAGUCCUCGGCAGUAUGAUAACUUAGCUCCGCGGGGUAAAUGAGCAAAGGCGGGAAAUGGCCUGGACUCGGCCAUUGUUUCAUCCUCACAGAGGGAAAUUAAACUCCUCGAAAAUGUCGUAAAGAUCUUUCCCAGGUGGCCUCCGUGGAUGUGGCUCAAGGAUUAGAUUGAACCAUGCGGACGAUUGGCUUGAAAGUAUUAUGACGCCGCCUGGUAUUCAAGAGAUCCCACGAAGCGUAUGCGCACUUAACUGUUGUCCCCAACACCAACACAGUAAAGAGAGGAAACGCAGUCGGCCGUGAGAAAAUGUACUAACAAUCAGGAGGUUCUUGUCACUGAAACGCUGGGUGUAUUUAUAGCAUUCCGUUCAGGUUGGCUAAUAUUCCGUCCAAUGCGCUUCCAGAGAAAGUUCUGUAAGAGUCAAGCGGCUCCUCACAGACAUGGACUAAUCAGAUCUGACGUGAGCACUGUGGCCACAACCAAUGCGGGACGCUGUCAAGCGCUCGUUCAUGGCAUGCAACGUGGGAGACGCGUGCACGCGCUUUUCUGUGAAAUUGACUCCUCGUGGGAAUGCGGACAUCCCCAACAGAAAGACUAGUGAGACCUGGAGGCAUCUAACCACCACUGCCUGUGGAGCCAAACCACCAAGGAAGACAACUGUAAUUAUGAUGCGUUCUUCCCCCUCCCAUGAAUCCGAUGUUUUUGUCCAAGUGCAGCUGAUAAAGUAGUCAACUCGAAAGUCGCUUUUAUAUAAUCUGUUAAGCCAUGAAGGCGGUUCUUGAACUUCUGAGGCAGCAGCAGGAAAUGUUUUGAGUACCGCUGUGGUGCUAUCGGUGACAUCGUCAAUGCCUGUUCUGUUGGAUAGCCGUACCAAAUACUAAAUAAUAAAAUCACUACCGGAAUUGUACUAACCCCACUUUUGGUAGCACCAAAUCCGUCUGCUUGGUCAACACUGUUCCUGCAAUCAUUAUUGCAACCCAAGUCAUCUAAAAACUACAGCUGUGACCGCCACAACUCCUUUCCAUCUUUUUAGUGAUGUCUCUGAACGGGUUGAGCCCUCAACCAAGCCAUUGUGUGAAGAACCUCCUGUUUGCCCUCCACUUACAACACGUCAGGCAGGUUUAUUUUUGGCCUUGCAGUUCUUCCGCCUCUCCACUCAUUUGUCUGGCUUUAAACGUUCGUUGAAAAUGGGACUUUUCGCAGAUUUUCCACACUUACGUAGAUCAUCGUUUUCUCACAAGCAACUUUACCAGUGCGAAGUCGACGAGACAUACAGAACUAAAUGAAUUCCAUGAAUCUCUUAACCUCAAUCAGGCCUGACGGGUUUUUGAUGUAACCACAGCUCUCAACUAUCCCCUCUCGCAUCAGCGCACCUCCCCCCCUCCCGCGCCUUUUGUGGACAACGUUUCCUGUUGCUUAUACAUCCAUCCCACUUGAUUGUGAUAUAAUGCUUCCUUGAUUAAAUGCUUGUUUAAUAAGUGCGCAGAAACCAUCUGCAGUUAUGCAAGAGCACACGAUACCUUCGGUGUCAUUGAAUUAUGUCUGUUUUGUCACCUUCGCCCUGUCAAAAUCUUUUAGAGUCAUAACAGUUUUUAAUUUAAUGAUAGAAGGGCGCUCACCAAUCGCGCUACGGAACUCACUCGUCCCAUUGUUCCUUGGAGCUCUUGAGCUCCGCUAGCAGCCGCUCAGCGGCGCGUAAUAUAAGCAGGAUGACUUUGCUGGUAAAACCAAGGGAGACUGGAAUGACCAUUUCUGGCUUAUUAGUCGUCUUCAGCUAGUCAUACCCAACUCCGAAGUGCGCAACACCAGGGGCUCGAUUUCACGACCUGUUGGUUAGAAGUCCAACAUCCCUAACCACUGAGCCACGGGCUUGUCCGGUAUGCAAUGAUAGAGACGGCGCUCACCCACUACCCUUGUAUAUACCUGAUCGCAAGUCUUUAGUUUAUCAGUCAGUAUCAGUCAGUAUAUUUGGAGUAAACGACAGAAGCCAUGAAAACUCCAUUUAGAGGGUACAGGUAUAGAGUAAAAUAGUUAAAUUGCAAAACUUUUGCUUGCAGUUUUAGUAGGGAGAAUUCAUAAAUCUAAUAAUGUAACAUAAAGGUGAAAGGGGUAUUGUAUUCGCAAAAUAAUUGCGAAAAACUUUGUUCACUGCAUUCGGACUGUGAAAAUUUCAAUAUGGGCUAAGUUUGACGCAAAAAUAGGAUCUGUUGAAAUCAUGUUAGUAGUAUAUUUAUAGUCAUUUCAAUAAUCCGUUAGAUCAGGCUUCGGCAGUUUGGGUUGCCUUUCAGCAGGUGAGUAUCCAGUUGUCUCUUGAACACGUUCACGGUAGGGGAAUUAACAACAAACUCCGGCAAAGAGUUCCAUUGGCGAAUGACCCUCUGUGAGAAAAAGGAGGAACGUUGAUUUGUGUGGCACAGUUCCUUUUUAAGCUGGUAAUCAUGUCGUCUGAGAUUGGACUUGGGUGCCAUUUCAAAAAACGUUUCCCAGUCGACAUCCAGAUUAAGUCCUUUUACCAACUGGAACGUUGCUAUGAGGUCACCUCUGUCCUGCCUGUAGUGGAGGGGAUAGAGGUUUAAGGCCGUCAGGCGCUGCUCGUACGUGAAGUUUUUGAGGCCAUGAACAGCCUUGGUAGCACGCCGUUGUACACCUUCAAGGAUAUCUAUAUCCUUCCAAAGCCACGGCCGCCAAGCCUGUACCGCAUAUUCCAGGUGCGGCCGCACAAAUGUCCCGUAUACUUUGCCAAAGACAUCUUUAUUCAAGUGAAUAAACGUUCUGCGUAUCGCGCUCAUAACGGACAUUGCCCGCGCAGCGACUUUAGAACACUGCGUGGUGACGUUUAGAUCGUCUUUAAUGAAUACACCGAGAUCUUUUUGCACAUCUACGGUUUUAAGUGGUUGAUUGUCCAGGAGAUACUGUCGUGGGGGUGCAUUUGUUCUUCGCCUCGCUGAUACUACGUGCAUUACUGCACAUUUUUUGACGUUGAAUUUUAUGCACCAUUUCUCGCUCCAUGCGUGCAAAUUCCUUACGUCCUCUUGUAGCAUCCUGACGUCAUCUUCAUCUUUUAUCGCUCUCCAAAGUUUAAGGUCGUCUGCAAAGAGCGCUAUGUCUGAUUUCACUUCCCGUACCAGGUCAUUUACAUAGAUAAUGAAUAGGAGCGGCCCAAGAACUGACCCCUGUGGGACUCCACUCGUAACAGGUGCCCUUCAGUUAUUGGGUGCUUGAACAUAAUCGAUACCGAGUAAAGACCAGUACCAUAGUCGCAAAUACGUUUUUAGAGAGAGAAUGAAACUGGUUCGCCUCUGUUUCCUAUGGGUAUCCGCUGUACAGACUGCACGCAGGCAAAUAAGUCUUCAUGAACGAAAUCCCUGUGAGUCGACCCUAAUUAUGCUGGACAUUGUGUGCAAAUAGGAAGUUUAUGUGCAUAUUACUUUAAUUCCAAUCACAGCUUCAAGGUUCCUCCGGUUUAUAUUAUUCCUAUCUGAAAUAGUUAUUUCCGGGAUCAUAAACCAGAGGUCUCAACGACUCUGAAGGCGUGGGCAAAACUGCGAUAGUUGAUCGUUACAGUGGUUUUUAUGUAUACUUGUCCUUAGUAGUCCUGUCCGAUCUGAACAUCUGCAAUACAAUAGUUCGACCAUCGCAGAUGACGACGUUUACCCUCCGCCCUACAGUGGGCGCAGGAGGAUUACUUGUGCGCGAGUUAGUUUAUAGUUAGACAAGCUUGCGCAACAUUUGUCUCACUCACUCAUCCCUCACUCAGCUGCCUCAGAUAGCAAGACACUGCCGAAACGACCGGAGGUGGUCUCGAACGCAGUGACCGACAAAGCUUGA